Cetraspora pellucida is the source of this 381-nucleotide messenger RNA. The record is from the annotation of a GenBank genome assembly. NCBI's taxonomy places the organism in Eukaryota, Fungi, Glomeromycota, Glomeromycetes, Diversisporales, Gigasporaceae.
AAGUUUUCAGGUCCUAAGCUUCUUAAAUUAACUGAAGAAAGACUUGAAAAUUUAAGAAUAUUAUUUGAACCUGUAAUGAGAAUUGUAGACUUUACACCAAAGAUUAGUAAAAAAUUAAGUAUGUUUUCAGAUUUUACAACUAAGUGUUUAAAUGACAUUAAAAGUAGAAUGGAUAAUAUUGAUCCUUUAAGAGGUUAUAAAGAGAAAAUUAUUAGUAUAAAAGCAUCAGACGAAGUUAAUUAUGCAUUUAGAAUAAGUAAAAUAAUGAGUAGUUUAAAAGAACUAGUGUGCAUAAUUGAGACCAAAAGAGACAAAAAAGACAUAGGAAUUAUUCAAAACAUUAUGCAACUUGAAAGUAUUUUCUAUUCAAAUAAAAAAUAG